GGUAAUCUACAACAUUUAACCAAGUCAGCCCCAUCAACAGUACCAAAUGCAACAAACUCAACAAAUGGCAUACCAAAACCAACCAACCAACAAACUCCACAAACAUUUACCAUUUUAGCUGCCAUCGAAAGCUCGCAACAUAUUUGCGUCAUCGACUUAAUUUGCCAAAGUCUGAAGCUGCUCAGCGGUCACUUUACGUAUUGUGAAAUCCUGGCCGUUUGUCUCGAACGGGAUUUACUGCAAUUAUGCAAGAACAAUUCAGUACCGGCGACAACAACAACAAUAACAACAACAACAACAAAAAACUGUGCUACUAGUGCGGCAACACCUUUAAUUGCAGCAACAGUUAGUGCCGUUUGCCAGAAGGAUCAGAAGCAUCAACAAUUGCCACUCCAGCAACAUGAACAGUCACAACAGCAACAUUUGGUGAAGUUUAUUGGCGUUGACGAAGUCACGACAAGUGUUGCGCCAUCACAAUUACCGUUUGGUAAACUACGAGGUUUUCAUCAUCACGAUCCACAAAAAUGGAGAGAGUUCUUCUUGCAAUUGGAACCUUUUCAGAGUCAAUGUUCAGCAGCUGGUCAACGUUUAGUCGCAGCUAUGAGUGAUAUUCGUACUGCUGACCUGCAAGGGUUACCAACACGACGUCAAUUGUAUGCUCAGCAUAGAGCACUAAGCCGUGCCAUAAUGGAUUCCGAAUUGCAUAAUCUGAGAAAAUGUGGCUCAUUGACGUUAGCACGUCUGCAGGAGUUAGCCAAAUCCAUCAAUAUGAGCCAAAUUGACAGUUGUAAUAAAAAUACCACGAAAAAUAACUGCAGUAGCAAUAGGAUUAAAACCAACAAUGUUAACAAGAUGUUGUCGACAGCAACAUCGAUCAUUAGCAACACUUAUAGCUUUAGUAACAAUAGUCACAUAAGUCACAAUUCGGUCAACACCAAAAUAAAAAGUUCAGCAUUGUCAGGAGAAGACAACAACAAAUCAGUCUCAUCAGCAACAUCAGUUGUGGAAGCAUCAACGAUAGCAAAGAACAACAAUAGUUACACAAACAACAACGUUAGCAAUUGCAACCAUAGUAACGAUAACAGCAAUAGCAACAUUGAUGUUGCAAUUAGAGUACAAAAAGUUGCUUUGUUAUUCAAUGAGGUCGAUCGAGCAUCGAAGCGCUUGGAGCAGUUAACGGAACAACGUCGUGAAAGAUUGCGAGAAUUGACACGCCAACGUGCGCUGGAAGAUGAAGUCAAUGAGUCUACAGUAUUGGGACGUGAGACUGGAAUGGGGCCAUUCGAUAAACAUAUUGCGAUCUACAGUAAAUUACUUGAAAGUAAUGAUGUAUAA
Molecule: messenger RNA, 1335 nt
Organism: Teleopsis dalmanni
Lineage: Eukaryota; Metazoa; Arthropoda; Insecta; Diptera; Diopsidae
Exons: 4
Coding region: 601-1335 (244 amino acids)
Source: RefSeq, a predicted model, not a curated record